Messenger RNA from Nicotiana attenuata, 762 nucleotides. RefSeq lists its product as uncharacterized. Bases 1 to 762 code for a protein of 253 amino acids. NCBI's taxonomy places the organism in Eukaryota, Viridiplantae, Streptophyta, Magnoliopsida, Solanales, Solanaceae. The record is from RefSeq and is a predicted model, not a curated record. The transcript is spliced from 3 exons.
AUGGCGAGUGUUAUCACACUCAAAACAGCUCUGGGAGGACGUGGUGGCUGUGACUGGCUCGGGUCAGAUGCUUUGAAAAGAGGAUGGUUAGAAGGGUGCAGAAGGAUCAUAGGAUUUGAUGGUUGUUUUCUAAAGGGAAUCUGCAAGGGUGAGUUACUUGUUGCAGUUGGUAGAAAUGGGAACAAUCAAAUGUUUCCUAUUGCAUGGGUUGUAGUUGAUCAAGAGGCAAAACACUCUUGGAGCUGGUUCAUCACAUAUUUAAUUGCAGAUUUACAGUUAGGAGAUGGUGUUGGCUUAACUGUUAUAUCAGAUAUGCAAAAAGGACUAGUACCAACUAUAAGGAAAUUACUACCAAUGGUAGAACACGGAGGUGAAGAAAAGAGGAAACAAUUCUGGAUAUGUCCCAAAGCAUCUUAUGAAGAGAAAUUCAAGGAAGAACUGGAAGCAAUGAAUAAGCUUGGUUAUAAGAUAUGUGAAGACUUGUUAAAGUAUGAUAAAGAAUAUUGGUGUAGGGCAUACUUUAGAGAAGAUUCAAAGUGUGAUGUCAUUGAGAAUAACAUGUGUGAAACAUUCAAUUCUUGGAUAGUAGGUCCUAGGCACAAGUCUGUUAUAACUAUGUUGGAAGAAAUUAGACACAAAAUCAUGAAAAGGACCACUGAAAUGAGGAAGUUUGCUGAGACUUGGGUUAUUGACAUUGCAUCAAUGGCUAGGAUAAUACUGAAAGAGAACAAAGCCCUCUCUAGGAGGUGUAAGGUUAUGUGA